AAUAUGGCGUCCCCCAUUUAGACAGAUCCAUGGUUUCUACCCCCGCAACCCGGCAGUGCUGAGUAGGUUGCCCUAACUUUAGCAGAAAGCUGCAGUUAAAGUUUGUUUCUGAUCACGGCGCCAGGAAACCGCCCUCUUCGAAGGGUCAGGAGUUAUCGCUUCUUCUAGUACCCGCAAGUUCCGUCUCAGUCCCUGGGCUGUUCCCCGUGCCACUUCCAGACGCCCCGAGGUCCCAGAAACUCCCAGAUCCAAACUAUGAGCCUUCUGCAGUUGUUGUUGCGCUUGCCGCGUUACCUCGGAAACUCGGGUCCGCGUCACCUUUGGUGGUCCAGGUCCCUCGACUCAAUCUCUUCGGUGGGCUCCUGGCGUGGUCAAUCCUCCAGGUCCCCUACCCACUGGAACCAAGUGGUGUCAGAGGCGGAGAAGAUCGUGGGUUAUCCCACAUCCUUCAUGAGCCUCCGCUGCCUGCUGAGCGACGAGCUCAGCAACAUCGCCAUGCAGGUGCGGAAGCUGGUGGGGACUCAGCAUCCUCUGCUUACCACAGCCAGGGGACUUGUUCAUGACAGCCGGAAUAGCCUCCAGUUGAGAGGCUUGGUGGUGCUACUUAUAUCUAAAGCAGCAGGGCCCAAUAGCGUGAAUGCUUCGUGUCAGAACUAUGACAUGGUCAGUGGGAUCUAUUCAUGUCAAAGAAGUUUGGCAGAAAUCACAGAACUUAUCCAUACAGCUCUCCUCGUACAUCGUGGGAUAGUAAACUUAAGUGAAUUGCAAUCUUCUGAUGGACCACUGAAGGACAUGCAGUUUGGAAAUAAAAUAGCUAUCUUAAGUGGAGACUUUCUUCUAGCAAAUGCCUGCAAUGGACUAGCUCUGCUAAAGAACACCAAGGUUGUGGAACUUAUAGCAAGUGCUCUUAUGGACUUGGUACAAGGAGUAUAUCAUGAAAAUUCUACUUCAGCAAAGGAAGAUUAUAUCACAGAUGAUAUUGGAAUAUCGACUUGGAAGGAGCAGACUUUUCUCUCCCAUGGUGCAUUAUUAGCAAAGAGCUGCCAAGCUGCAAUGGAAUUAGCCAAGCAUGAUGCUGAGCUUCAGGAUACGGCAUUUCAGUAUGGGAAGCACAUGGCCUUGAGUCAUAAGAUAAAUUCUGAUCUCCAGCCUUUUAUUAAAGAAAAGACCAGUGACUCCAUGGCUUUUAGUCUAAACUCAGCUCCUGUAGUGUUACAUCAGGAAUUUCUUGGAAGAGAUAUCUGGAUUAAGCAAAUCAAAGAGGCUCAAGAAAAGGGAAGAUUGGACUAUGCUAAGUUGCGAGAAACAAUCAAAGCUGGCAAAGGUGUGACUUCAGCUAUUGACCUGUGUCGUUACCAUGGAAACAAGGCACUGGAAGCCCUGGAGAGCUUUCCUCCCUCGGAGGCCAGAUCUGCUUUAGAAAACAUUGUGUUUGCUGUGACCAGAUUUUCGUGACACCAAAUUAAAAGAGACACUAUUGUUAGCUGAAAAAACCGGGGAAUAAGGCCAUCAGGAGAGACUUCAUGAUGAGCUAUCUAAAUAUGUUAAUGACUUUAGAAAUACACAUUUUCCCCCUGCCUUUUAUCACAUUGCUAAAUGAAUACUGCUUUCUUGUUGGAACUGCUGCAAACAAAAUUAGAAGGAAAAAGGUCAAGCAGUUUUCACUUGUCACGCCAGAAGCACACUUGAAGCUGCAGUAGCAGAAAUAAUUAAUGAGAUUCACUCCUGUGACCUCAGCAAAUGGACAGGAAAUAAGUCCUUAUUGAUUGGACCGAGCCAGGGAUGGCGCCAGGGCGGUGGCCUGUGGUUUUCCUUCUGGAGAGGACAGAGCGAGCUGGAAGCUGCAGGUGUCAAGAGAAACACUAUCUAUGCCAGCCAGGAGGACUGUCAAAUCAGAAACUGGCGACCAGUUUGUCAUCGCAGAGAGUAGUUCAAUGAUUAAGAAAAGAAAAUGCUUUGUCUUUUUGCAUUUGCCUCUGUACGCCUAGAUACAGUAUGAUUACACUUUGCACCUCAUAAUUUUUGAGAGAUUGGGAGGGGGGUAAAAAUUGCUGGGGGUAAAAAAUGCCAAUAUUCGAAGUAGGAGAUUAAAAUGUUAUCAAAUGUUAACUUGGUUGUAGUAGGAAUUGCCUGUUUUUCCUUCUUAAUGACCAAAUCUUUUUCAGACACACUUAACAGAAUCGGUUUUUUAUUUUUUAAGCUGAGCAGGAUACUUUUUGCAAGUAAAAUGUCUUCAUUUGUAAUACUGUGGAAUAGAGAAUACCUUUAACUUUUAUA
Molecule: messenger RNA, 2277 nt
Organism: Condylura cristata (star-nosed mole)
Lineage: Eukaryota; Metazoa; Chordata; Mammalia; Eulipotyphla; Talpidae
Gene: PDSS2
Product: prenyl (decaprenyl) diphosphate synthase, subunit 2
Exons: 8
Coding region: 256-1455 (399 amino acids)
Biological process (GO): ubiquinone biosynthetic process; isoprenoid biosynthetic process
Cellular component (GO): transferase complex; mitochondrion
Molecular function (GO): prenyltransferase activity
Source: RefSeq, a predicted model, not a curated record